AUGCCAAAAGCACAUAUUAAGUUGCAGGUUGGGCUUAUAUGGGCGCUGGUUGCCGCGCUGAGGCACGCAGGGUGCGUGCAUUUUACGAAUGAGGAUGUAAUGGGCUGUAUGAGGACGGUUGUGGGCUGCGUGCGUGGGGAAGACGUGCUUAUCAGCCCGUGGUGGGCGGGGCACCCGCUGUGCAUAGCGAAGCUAGGGUGGCUGGGGUACGUGUACAACAUGCGGGCGUACUCGUGCGGGCUGAACACAAGCUUCAGCCUGGUGCGAAGGAAAGUACCAAAAAGCUACGGAAAAGAGGUUUACAAGCAUACGAGAGAGCCGGAGAAGGACAGGGCGCGCCUUCCCGACAGCAUUGCAAGCACAGUGGUGUUUGCAGGAGACGGAGAGUACAGUGUGGCGUUCCACCGCGCGCUGGUGCAUAUGUUUGGCCUGCAGAAAGACAGCGGAUCAACAUACGAUCGCCUGACAGUUGAGACAGGGCGACCAUGUUCUUUCACGCAGUUUCUCCGGGAGAGCUGCAGAACAAAAAAAGAGGCGCACUACGUGCUGGCUGCGCUGGUUCUGCUGAGCGAGGGCGUGGACGUGCCGAUUGAGACCGCUGGGAACAAAGUAAUUCUAAAAAAAAGAAAAGACAGCGAGGAGGCACUGGUGGACGCGCAUAUAAGCGUGCCAGCUGUGGAGAGUGGAGAAAGUCCGCCGUCCGAGACGUGGCAGGUAGUGAACUUCUUCAAGCGGUACAGAGGCACACACAUGCUGCCAAGCACGUACGAAGAGUUUAAAACGGGCGAGUUUCUGGAGAGCCCGCAGCUCCUGAUUCUCACGUACAUAGGCGAGUACGUAGGCAAUGCGGAGGAGCUUAUGUCUGUGAUGGAGUGCAUAUUCAAGCUUGUGGAGGGUGUGGGCCUGGCAGAAAGUGUGGGAGAUCCCGGCAGCGUGGUCGGGCGGAUCUUUGUGCGUGCAGAGCAGCUUCCGAAAGCAGGGGCGUAUCUGGGCCCGUUUUUGGGCGCGCAGAAAAAAAUGGAGAGGAUGCGGAUCUUCGGAGAGUUUGUGCAUGUGCAGAAGCAUCUAAACUCUCCGAGCUAUUGUGAACGGGUUACUGAUGAGUCUGAUUCGGGUGAGCCCAGCAGAGAAGACCCGCUCAGCCCUGAAAUAUGCCCCGAGUACAGCGGGCUUAAAGAAGCAGACAGCUCAGACGAUUCAGACAUGCUGCAGAGCACUAUAAGUGGCCCAGCUAAUCUUGAAUCGCGCUCCAGAUACAUUUGCCCGGAGCGUGCAUUGUGUUUGCUUCUUCUGUGCCUGGCGUACGACCCCGAGGAGAUGGAGUACGACCUUCAAGGCCUGCUGGAGCGCAUUAAGCAGACAGCGGAGUCGGCUGAGGUUAGAGCGGCAAUUCUAGCGCUGCAGGCCCAUGCAGAAGAGCGCACAUUUUUCGGGGCAUUUAGCUCACUCGACUGGACAGAGACAGACUAUUAUUCUAAACUUGACAUAGUUGAGCAACUUGUGGAUAUUUGGAAGAAAGGGAAUCUGCGCAUUCUAGACUUGAUGCGCGAGUUUGCCACGAAAACCGGGCAGCCGCAAAACGUGGUGGAUUGCUUGGUGUCGCUUUCGGGGAGCCAACCGAAAGUGCAUGGAAACAUCUUGGAUGCCGAGGCGCUGGAGCGCAUCAGUGCGGUUGUGCGCUCGCUGGCUGUGCAUAGGCAGGCGCAGAUAGAGAUCGUGGGAGAUCUAGACAAGUUGAACUGCUGUCGCUAUGCGGUUAGAGUAAAGCACCCGCACAAGGACAAAAGGCGCCAACAGACCUUUGAGAUGGUUGCCUGCGAGUGGUAUGUAAAGAGCUAUAUGCAGCUGCCAGACCCAUUUCUUUCCGGCGACGUGCUGAAAAAUAUGCACAGUCUGGCUGCGCAGUACAGACAGGACAUGCUUUUUUCCAGCUUUGUGUUUGCGGAGUGCGUCGACCGGAUGGUGCUGAGGUGCAACCAGCGCCGGGAUCUCGACAUAGAAAAGGAAAUACUGUGGAGGGCGGCAAGGAAAACCGCCAAGCGCAGCGCGGAGAGGCCGAACCGGGCGCUGUUGGGGCUGCCGAUUGUGGGCGUAAAAUUGAGAGAAGAGCUUUCUGCGAAGAUUGUUCUGUUUGCGCACCGGUACGGCGUGGCGCUAUCUGCCUCGCAUCCAAUCGCGCGCCUGGUCGCAAACGUGAUAGGGAGCGCGGGGCUUGAAGAAGAAUACACGCGUGAAGGUAUUUUGAAGGUGCCAUUGUUUGUUGGCAUUAUAGAGGAACUGUGCCCAAGCGCGCGCCCGCCCAAGGGCUGCACUGCAGCGCCCUUUGAAUACUAUAGAAGAACUGCGUAUCGGGACGUGUAUGCCAAAAAAAAGUGCAUGUUUUUCACAGGAAGGGUUGCCAUGGAGCACAUCCGAAUGUGUGCUGCGUAUACGGGGAGGCCUUUGUUCAACUGCACGUUGCUAAAAGGCUACAGGUGCCGAGAGAACGUAUCAUGCUUCCUGGCUGCAGAAAGGCCCGGGGAAACCCUAGAAGAAAUCAUCACGCUUGUCCGGGCCGAGCAUACAGGGAGGGCGCUGGCGGAGGCCAAUGCGCUGGUUAGAAAGUUGCUUUUUACUUGGCUUUUUGCGGCACUUUCCUCCAGCGAGGCAGCGGUGCAUUGCGAGCUCAUUGUGUGGGUGUGCCAGGAGCUAGGCCGGGAGGGCUUUUUCCGCGGCUGCAAAGAAGAAGUAUCGGACUUCAACUUUAAAGCGGUCAGUAAAGCGCUGGCGCCCUUGGAGGACGCGCGCAUGCAAAGGGCUCUUGCGAGCAUUGGGUGGGCGAAGCUUGACAUGCUGAAGAGAGCAUUGUGCGAGCGGCGGGAGCUUUGCUUGAGAUUUCGGAUGUAG
This is a messenger RNA of Nematocida major, 2886 nucleotides long. RefSeq lists its product as uncharacterized. The transcript has a single exon. The record is from RefSeq and is a predicted model, not a curated record. Bases 1 to 2886 code for a protein of 961 amino acids. Lineage: Eukaryota; Fungi; Microsporidia.